This is a messenger RNA of Lymnaea stagnalis (great pond snail), 8862 nucleotides long. The record is from the annotation of a GenBank genome assembly. NCBI's taxonomy places the organism in Eukaryota, Metazoa, Mollusca, Gastropoda, Lymnaeidae.
UGACGCUGCACUCUGCACAAUCUUACACUUAGUGUUACACUAAUGACUAAUGACUAAUACUAAUAUUAGUAAAUUUGGAGAGAGAUCACCGUAGCCGCCAUCUUGGUUGCCGCGAACUUAUGUCCAAAAUGUAUCCCUAAACCUAACCUGAACCCUAAACUUAUCACUAACCUGGGUUUUGACCCUAUCGGAACCAGGGUUUUGACUCUAUCGGAACCAAACCACCGUGAACCAGGGACAAAACAUGCAAAUGACGUCAGUGCUAUCUCUCCAAAUUAGCCUAUUGUAUUCAAUGUCAAUAUUAUCAUGACUGGGAAAGUUGUGAGUAAGUCAGUAAGUUAAGUAAGUCUGAGUAAGUUGAGUAAGGACAUGAAAUUAAAAUUAUUUAGACUAAGAACUUCAGUAGUCAAAGUAAGAGCAUUUCCUUUGACUUUGAGCUCAUAAUUUAUAAUCAUAAACAACAAAGACCCAUAACUAUUGUCCUUUUAACAUUAAUAACAUGGUAAUUGAUAGUAAUAAUAAAAAUGUACAUAAACUAGAGAAAUUCUUGUUGGCACUCCUCAGAAAAGUGGUCCAAAAUUAAAAAUAGAAUACUAUUUAUUAGAAACUGUUCGGCUACCAGCCUAAUAGCCAACGAUAAUUGGUGAUUUAAAUGUAUUCAUUUUUUUAAAGAUCGCAAUCUUCAUUAGCCUCUUCAUCAUCAUCAUCAUCUUCUGGAAAAAAAAGAAAAGAAAAAGAAAGAAAAAUGAAAGAGAGAAACAAAAGUUUUCUGUGUUGAAUUGCUGUUUUAUAUUAGUCAGUGUUUGUUUCUGUUCAGACUCAAUGUAUACAGUAGUGCCUUCGUCGUCGGCAUUGUGUCAUACGUUUUUAGAAUGUUUCCUGACAAGACAUUAUUUGAAAUAUGAACCGGGGCUUGCGUUCUGCCAGCCUUGGUAUUGUUCAUUUUAUAUUAUUACAAGCACUAAUUAGUCUGCAAACAAAAUUUGAUUUUAAAAAUUACGUCAAUAAUUAUCGGCAGCUAUAAGGCUGGUAGCCGGACACUUUCUAAUGAAUAGUAUUCUAUUAAAAUUUGGGGCCGCUGUUCUGAGGAGUGCCGUCUUGUUGUCAGGUUUAAUAUGAUCCGACUUUUCAACUAUAAUUAAAGUAAACCUUAGCAAAAGUCUGUACUAUAGACUUUAUCAUGAUCUAUUUUAAUAUUUAAUUAAAUAUUUUUGAAAAGUAAUUAUUAGGUCUACAUUUACAAAAUGACCCCUUGACCUUUUAACUAUCAUCUUCAAUGGUAAAAUAUCAAUCUCAUCAUACUCGUAGAUAACAUAAUUCUGUAACUUUGAAUUACAAGGUACAUUUGAUUAGCGUUUACUCCAUGCCUUGCCAGUUAUCACGGUUAUUGAGAGGGCAUUUCCGUUUAGGCCUACUUAAUCACAUAAGUGAUAAGUAUAAUCCAUUAUAUGAUCAACCAUAGGCAUUUGAGUUUGAGUGAGGUUAGAAGGUAUUGAUCCCAGAAGUGGCUGUGGGUAAAGUUAUGCAAAGUCACCAAAAAGUUAACCAUAGUAAUUUUUAUAAUUAUGAAGCUUAGCUUUGUUGUAAAUUGUAGACUUUAUAAUGAAUACUACUACUACUACAGUGGUCAGUACUAUAAGUAAUUAUUUGACAAAUAUUGAUGCCAAUCGAGAGCUUCAAGGCUGCCCUGGCAUCUGCUAGGAGCCGUUAAGAUAGCAGCAUCGCUUCCCCAACCGUUGCACAUAUGCCAGUACAUGGAUUCAGCAACGUAUCCUACCAGAACCAGUUGUACAAUAUUUUAAUUUUUAAGUUUUGGAUACGGUACUAGCUUAUCUUCAUCACAGAUAAUUAGGAUUGUCCAAUUCGGGACAAAUUCUUUCUCUCAGGGCGAGGACUGAAAGAUAUAAACAAAUUUUUGUUCCCCAAUCUGUACGAAUUUAGCAGCGUACUCCCCAAGAAGUCCCAAAACUAAAUGAGAACUAUUAAGCCCCAGAAAUGGCUAAGAGAGUUCACUGAAUGGCUGUUUUUUUAACUAGUAAAUUAAUUUAAUGUAGAUGUCUUGUGUUCAAAUUGUUUUAUUUAUAUGCUGAAAAUGAACAAUGCAAUCAAAACACAUUUCCAUUUGUUUGUAUCAAUAAAAGUAUCUUAUCUUAUCUUAGAAGUAUAGUAUUUUAAAAAGUUUAUGAUUAGUAUGCCUAUAGUCCUAUAAUUUACUUCAUUAAUAUCCCAUUAUGUGUUGAGCUGCAAACUGCAAGAAUUUUGCUUUGACAAGCUUUAUUGGAUGAGGUUCUAAUGCGUCUUUAUUUUUCUUUAUCAAUUAAGUAAUAUUUCAAACACUUUGGCUAAAACAGUCAUUAAAACUUGUUUCCAGGUUGCACAUAUUCCUCGAUGUAUAUUGGCUUGUAUUGUCCAUUAGCUUGUAUGUAGACUUUGUAUUGUUGCAUUUUGUAUUUUAAUGUGGAAAAAUAUAAAUUGUCAUGUAUGUUUGACUUUGUACCCUAAUUCGAGCCUCAAUUAGGGAUGAAGCAUGUUUUUGAAAUGAACUUUAUUAUUAUAAACAGUAAUAUUAAAUAUUGACGGAAGAAUAAUCAAGUAUUGCCAAAAAUUCACAGGAAAGGGCUGAAACUCUUCAAGGAUUACUAGUCUCUGCAGUGCUAGUUAAAAUAAUACAUGACAUAGGCUAAUCUUCCCGUAGUUAAACUGAAAACAAUGUUAUUCAAAUUAAACUUCCAUGAACAUGCUAUAUGGGCCAUAGCUGUAGUUAUUCUUUUUUUCUCUCCAGAAAUGGCAAUGGUCACAACAAAGUGCCUUGUUUUGUUUCUGUGCUGCAGUCUGAGUCAUGUAAACUCAUGGCAACAGGACCAACAACUUCCUAUUGUAAAAAAUAAUGAGACAUCAUCUGGGAAGUUAAAUUCGAAUGGAGGAUAUUCUUACAAAACACUGUAUUAUGACCAGCAGGUGAGCAAAAUUACAUUUACAUGUCUGAUCUAAGAUUUGUUAUAGUUAUAAGUUUAAAACUUUAAAAGUCUCCUCUAAAAGUGUGGUAAUGUACAUUUUGAGUACGUUUUUAAUAUUUUGACAAAAUUUUAAGAAUUUUUUCUUACUAAAAGCUAGUUAUUAUUGGACUAGUUGCUUGAACAAUGUUUAAUGCUGUUUUCUUUUUGUUACUUAGAUUGAUCACUUUGGUUUCACCAAUGGCCAAACAUUUAAGCAAAGGAUCCUUGUUGCAGAUCAGUUUUGGAAUAGAAAUGGGGGUCCCAUUUUUUUCUAUACUGGAAACGAAGGAGAUAUUGACUGGUUUUGUAAUAAUACUGUAGGUAUCCAACAUUAUUACUAGUACUACUCAUAUUACACUGUUUUCAUACCAAUUAGUAUUUGCUGAAAAAAAUAUUUGGCCCUUUUUAAAGAUUAUGUGUAUACUUAUUUGUGCAUUGUUGACUAUAAAAUUUAAAAAAUCAAACUUAUUUUUGAUUUUCUUUGAUGUCUCUUAUUUUUUAGGGUUUCAUGUGGGACAUAGCACCUGAAUUUAAUGCAAUGCUUGUCUUUGCAGAACAUCGAUACUAUGGGGAAUCUCUGCCAUUUGGACAGGAUACUUAUAAGGUUAUCUCCCAUGGCCUACAUUUUUAAGAAUUUAACACUUUAUUUUUAUUUACAUUAUUUAUCAAAUUUUCUCCUAACCACACUGUGCUAAAAUGUCAUUAAUGAUAAAAAUAAGUUAGAUAUAUGGAGUACAGAAGCCAUAUGUAUUUUCCCAUAGAAAAGUGUUGUUUAGGUCUGCAGGUUUCAAAGAAGAAAGUCUUCCUAAAGGAUUUUUGAAAUAAAUAACUUUAAUUAAGGGCAAGGGUAAUAAGAAUAUGGGACAUCGAAAUAAGCAAUUCCUUUACAUACUCAAAGUUAUAACUAAUUAUACGAUAAAUAAAAAUAAUUGUUCUCUCAAGUCUAAGACAUAUUUAUUUAUUUCAUAAAAGUAUGAAGCCACCCUCUUACAUUAACUUAGUCAACCGUUAAACAUCAAAAGCUCUUUCCAAUUAUUUCAGAAUGUUAGUCUUUUGAAUUACCUGACAUCAGAGCAGGCCCUGGCAGACUUUGCUGAAAACAUCCGAUACUUAAAGACAACAAUUCCUGGUGCAGAAAAUAGCGCAGUCGUUGCUUUUGGUGGAUCUUAUGGAGGCAUGCUGGCAGCCUGGCUGAGGAUUAAGUAUCCAAAUGUGAUAAUAGGGUGAGUUGGAGUUGUUGUUUUUUCCAAACCUUUAUCUGCUUUCUGCUAAAAUGAUCUUUUAACAACAUGAAAAACGAACUUUUUGGUUUGAUGAAAACAUUUAUUAAAAAUCAAACAAAUUAUUCUUGACCGUUAAUCUAAACUCUUUAAAAUGAUUUAUCUUUAUUAUUAUUUUUCAAAGAAAGAUAGGGAAUAAAAAUUUUAUAAAAUUAAAUAGCAUUACAUACAUACAUAUCAUUGUAGUAAAAUUUAUAUUAAAUCUUUUUUUUUUUUUAUCAGUACUUAAUUUGCUAUUUUUUAUUAUUUACCCUCUUUUCAUAUUUUUCACUCCACUGCACUAUCUGUUAGGGCACUAGCAUCAUCAGCUCCAAUCUGGCAGUUCACAGACCUAACUCCCUGCAAUGCAUUUUAUGAUGUGACAAGUAAGACUUGGUUGGAUGCAUCAACAACUUGUGUAGAAAAUGUUCAUAGAUCUUACAAUGUACUGGCUACUAUUGCUGAAUCAGGUUUGUUGAAAAAUUGUCUAAUUAAUGGUCUCUCCUCACAACUAUCUGAUUUUGUUUCAAUUUCACUUGUAUUAAGUAGUGUAGGCCUACUGAUCUACUAUAUAAAGGGCAAAGUAUGUAUAUGUAUUUAUAUGUUAACCAUAAACAUUAAAACUAGUAAAAAGUUUACAACCAAAUUUCGCAUGAUAAUACCUCUUGAUACAAAGACAGUUCAAAAGUAAUUUGGUCGAAAUCUGAGUACUCUAGUGGCUGACAUUAAACAUUUUUUUAGAGAGCAUCAUGAGGAAUGUGAACUUUGAACCCAUAUGUUUCCUUAUGUGAGUUUUGGUACUGGCAUUUUUUUAUAAAAUGUGAUAUAAUUAUUAACUACCCAGGUAACACUUUGUCUCAUUGCCAUUGAAUUUCUGUUUAUACUGAAAUUUCAAUGAAUGAUUUAAGCUACUGGGGAAAAUUAAUUCAUUUUGAAGAGGCAUUUUGUUAGCUUAUUUAUAAUAUAUUAUUCCUGCCACUGUUGGUCAAUGAUGUAAAAAUAAUUGGUUUCCAUCAAAUGAAAAUUGCAUUAUUGGGUUUAAAUAAGGGAUGAGCCAAAACUUGUUUUUCUUCUUCAAAUUCUCUAGAUUCUUGCAAAACUUAUUGAAUGGUUAUUUCAAUUGUUUGUUUGGUAAAUGAUCAUUUCCUGAGUCUUCAUGACAUUAUAAUAUCAAAUUACUUUUAAUGCAGCUGGUGGUUUUGAGUUUAUUCAGAAGGCUUUUGGGCUGUGCACACCUUUGGCCUCAAAGUAUGAUCUUGAAACAUUUAUGGACUUCCUAGUUGAGAUGUAUACAGAUUUGGCUAUGGUUAACUACCCUUACCCAGCGUCAUUCCUGGCCGAUUUGCCUGCUUGGCCAAUCAAGGUAGAACUUUAAUGGCAUUUUGCAAAAAAUAAAAAAAAUACUGAAAUGAAUUAGUUGAAGACAUUUACUAAUCAAAUUUAUAUUCAUUCUUAAAUAUACAUUUAAUUGUUCAGCUUAAAAUGUAAUAAAAUUAGCUUUUUUUUUCAUACAACACUUAUGAAACAUUGCUUACAUAAAUUGAUAAAUUUUUCAGGUAGCAUGUAGUUAUUUAUCUGAUCCUCUGGAUGGGAAACCACUACUUGCAGCAUUGGGUAAGGUGACCAACCUCUAUUACAAUUUCACAGGCAACACAAAUUGUGUCAACUGGACAGAUGAUGGGAGCGCAGAUGCAUCACUAGGAACAAAAGGCUGGGACUACCAGGUACAUCACCACAAGGCAGCUUCCAAACAUUUCAAUAGUGCUAACCAUAAUGGAAUUUUAGGCAUUGCAGUUUCUGGUAUAAUUUAUGCAAAUAAUACACAAGAUAGAAUAUAAAUGGAAAAUAAAUUAAUAACAAGAUUAGGUACGUUGACUCCAUAUGGUAUAAACCAAAUUCACAAUUUGACAUAGCUGCAAUGUCUUUUUCCUGUUUGGUUUAGCUGCAAUGUCUUUUUCCUGUUUGGUUUUUAAAAUUUCACUUCCACUCACUUCCUUUCCGCUCUUUUGAACUUUAUUUUUGUCAGGGACUUGCGUUCACUCUUAUUCUUUGAUCUCCUUUUAAGGUAGGAUACAUAUUUAUAUUUUGUAAAUUUAAUUUAUGAAUUUAAACAAUUUAAUUUGUUUUUUAACUGAUGAAAGCAUUUGCCAAAACAUCUACAUAUGUAUUCUGUAUGAUCAUUAUUAAAGCUGAUCUUAUAUUGUUUUGUUUACACAAAUUGUUUGUGUCUAAUUAUUCUUUUUUUCAAAUUACCUGAACUAGUUCCUGGGACAUGUUACCACUGAGCUUUGGUUUUAUUGCAGCACUUUGCCUUUAAUGUUAUUAUUGCCAUUGUCAUUAUUUAAUAAUUUCAUUUACUGAUUUGUUGACUAUGUAUUCCGAAUCUUUGAAAUAACAAACAUAAGAUCAUUUUCACACACAGAGCUGUACAGAAAUGGUGAUGCCAAUGUGCAGUAACAACACUAACAUGUUUUACAACAUUCCAUGGGACUUCCAGGAAGUUAGUGACAAAUGUUUUGAAAAGUACAAGGUUCGGCCAAGGGAAAAUUGGGUGGCACUUGAAUAUUGGGCGAAACAGCUAAAGGAAACCUCCAAUAUAAUAUUUAGGUAAUGUAGCUUCGAAAAAUACAAGACAUUUUUGUAAGCUCUUGCGUUAUUUGUUGCAUUUGAAAUAAAAUUUUAGCUGAAAUAAGUUGAGUGGAGGCAACAGUACACAUAAUUUAUUGAAUGCACUAUUUUACAUUUUAUUUUUUAUGUAGGCUUUAGACUGCAUUUGAUGUGUAACUGAAAGCGUUAAUAAAUAUCUCUGCAAUUGCAAAACUAUUUCCUUUAUAAAUUCUUUGUAAGUGAUGAUUUCUUUCAAUUUUUCCAGCAAUGGAUUGUAUGACCCAUGGUCAAGUGGAGGAGUAAUGGAGUCCAUAUCUGAUACUGUAGUGGCCAUACAAAUUCCCUAUGGCGCCCAUCACCUUGACCUAAGGGGCUCCAACCCACUGGACACCAGAGCGGUUAUCAGUGCUAGGAUCCAAGAAAAGAACAUCAUCCGCAACUGGCUGAAAAUUACUUACAUAAACGGUUGAUAGAUUUUUCUAAUCGUUUUCAUUUUCAGACACAGGAAAUUACUUUUUUUAUUCAACCAGACCUAUGCCAUUCAGUUUAGAUUAAGCAUUUUAUUGCUAUUGUUAUGUAUAUUGGUUUAAUCAUAUUCGACCUAGUAAUGGCCAGGAGGUGCCAUGAAAUCGACAGUAAAGAGUUAUGAAUUAUUUGGCACAACCACUGUAACACAUUCCAUUUACCUUUAAGUUUUGAUUUUGCUGUAAUCAAAACCUUGAUAAAGUUUCUUUAUUUUGAUUUACUGGAUUUGCAAAACAAUACAAUGUAAAAUAAUGUUCAGUGUCUAUAUUAUUCAUGCUUUAAAUAUGUAAAAAAAUAUUUUAUGUAGGUACAUUUGAAAAAAAACAACACCAUUUAACAGCAGAUGUUUGUGUUGUGUUGUUUUGUUUUUGCUUUUAUUUUCAGAUGAAACAGGAAUAUAUAAUCCUAUUUUGAAAUGUUAAUAUAAUAUAAUUUGGACUUUACUUCAUUAAAUUAAAAUUAUAUUUGAGAAUAAGAAUUUAUAAUUACUGUUGCUGACAGAAAUUUUGCUAGCAAAGGCGCCUAGUGCUAUUUUUAUUCAUAAUUCGUAAACCUGACUUUGUUAGUCUUUUAUUUAAUGAUUAAGUGAAAAUAUAAUUUCUGAAGAUCAAGUAGCAUUAGCCAACAAGUUUCUUAUUCCGUUAGUUCAAAUUUAGUUUCUAAAUUUUGAACAUAUUGUGUUCUCUUGAUCCAAAAUAUUUUGUUAGUUUUUUUUUUGACAUUUAAAGUUUUAAUAAGUUUGUUUAGCAUUCACAUUAAAAUAUUUUUUAAACUAAUAAUUCUUUUUUAAAAAAAUGGUAUAAACAUGCUGAACAAGUACGAGCGUGAGGCCUCAAAAUAUUUGUAAUGAAUUUAUUAAAGCUUAUCAUAUAUAUUAUCACUGAAGUAGCAGGAUUUUUCAAAGAUAAAUUUGCCCAAAAAUGUUGUUUUUUAAAAAAAGGUUUACAAAUGUCUAAUGACAUAUCAGCAGUUAAAGUAUACAUUGUUUAUUUGACUUGAUCUAAAAUGUUGAUAUAUUCACUUGUACUUAUUAUGAUACAAUACUAGACUUUAAAAAAAAAACAACAACAUAAUUUUAUUACAUUACUUAAUAAAUUUUUCUUUUUAUAAGUAAAUUUUAAAUAUACCUACAUUUACAAUAUAAAAUAUAUUUUUUUCCCCAGCCUUGCACACUACUACUAUAAAGUAAAUGGUUUUAUUUUUUAAAUAAUUUUAUCACAUUUGUAAUCACUUUAUUUUGUGAACUAUGUAAUAUUCAUUCCUAUUCCAAGGUCAAAGUUGUACAAAACUUGUUGGAAUAACUCGGCAUAAUCCUUUCACCUAACAUCUUGAUGUGCUCAAAAACUUUACAUACUGGUCAAUGAAAACACACUUGUCAAAGGCAUAGUUUUUUGUUUGUUUAAUUCUUUGUUUCAAGUUUGAACUUGUUUACAUGGACUGUGUUCAAUUAAAAUGAACAUAUGCAUUGUUUUGAA